Messenger RNA from Arctia plantaginis, 720 nucleotides. The record is from the annotation of a GenBank genome assembly. NCBI's taxonomy places the organism in Eukaryota, Metazoa, Arthropoda, Insecta, Lepidoptera, Erebidae.
AUGGCAGAUCGUGUGAUAGCGUCCCGUCCAAGUCUGGAGCAGGUGACCGCAAUAGUUGAUUUUAUGGAAAAACAUCCAGCCCUGGCGCUAGGUCAGUUGCGAGGUUUGGAAGGCAGGGAUAAGAGUAAGAGGCUGUGGUCCACUUUGACCAGGAUAGUUAAUAAUAUAACAGGUCCCACAAGACCUAUGAAGUCUUGGAUCAAAUAUUGGGCUGAUAAGAAGUCUACUGUAAGGUCCAAAGUGGUAAGCGGUGGAGGCGAUCCAAAUAAUUUGUGCUCUAACAUUGAAAAGAAGAUAUAUGACCUGUUUAUUGCUAAUGAUAGUGGCAAACCUAGAAGUGGAAUGAAACAAGAAACAACUUUUGUUGAAGAAACUUUUUAUAACGAAGACAGCAUGGAUCAAAAUCAUGUCGAAUCUGAACCGGUGCUAGCAUUCGAGGAGCCGGUAGUUGAUGUGGAAGACAGGCAGAUUGCUAUUAUGGAAAAACUCGUGAAAGUAAUGAACGACCAAGCAGCGGCCUUAUCUCAGCUAGCGCACGCAUCACAAGUCAACGCUCAGGCUAUGGAACGUCUAGCAGAAGCUUCACAGAUACAGGCCAGAGCAAUAGACCGUCUUGCGACAACGUUCGAAGCAAUAAGUGCUACUACACACGACGUCCGGACGGCUAUCGUUGACAUCGACGUCACUAUGAAGAGGUUUUAUUCCACGUCGCCCACUUAG